Messenger RNA from Cylas formicarius (sweet potato weevil), 812 nucleotides. It is a transcript of the gene Clc, whose product is annotated as clathrin light chain. The record is from RefSeq and is a predicted model, not a curated record. The coding region runs from base 83 to 745 and encodes 220 amino acids. Gene Ontology annotation, biological process: intracellular protein transport; clathrin-dependent endocytosis; clathrin coat assembly. NCBI's taxonomy places the organism in Eukaryota, Metazoa, Arthropoda, Insecta, Coleoptera, Brentidae. The transcript is spliced from 6 exons. Gene Ontology annotation, cellular component: plasma membrane; clathrin coat of coated pit; synaptic vesicle membrane. Gene Ontology annotation, molecular function: clathrin heavy chain binding; structural molecule activity.
UUAUAACUUUGGUGUUCGAUGACCCUUUUUGACAGUUUGGUUAACGUCGUUGUUUUGUGAACAUUAACACUAAUUUUUUAAAAUGUCUGGAUUCGGAGCAAAUUUUGACCAAAUUGACGCAGAUCCUGCCGCAGAGUUUUUAGCAAGGGAGCAGGAUGAACUGGCCGGUUUAGAAGACGAAGUCAAACCCGCAGCAAUAGCUGUGACCUCUUUAGUCAAUGGUGAUGAUCCAACAAAUUCUGCCAGCAGCUUUGAAAUGGUUGAAGGAUUUGAUGCAGAAAAACACAAUUUUGGCCAAGAUGAGUUGCUCGAUAUUAAAAAAGAACAGUAUGACGCUCCCCCUUCCCCGCCAACAUCCUUAACACGUGAACCUAGAGAAGAACCCGAAAAAAUAAAGAAAUGGAGGGAAGAUCAGGUUAAACGAUUGGAAGAGAAAGAUAGGGAGGAAGAUCGAAAACGGGAAGAAUUAAGGCAAAUUGCGAAAAAGGAGUUAGAAGAUUGGUACAAGAAUCACGAGGAAACAAUUGCCAAAACUAAAGCUGCGAAUAGAGAUGCUGCAAAGAGUGCUGAAAAGCAGUUUGUGGCAGAGGACAACGAUAUCCAACCUGGUACUGAGUGGGAGAGAAUAGCAAAAUUGUGCGAUUUCAAUGCGAAGACUAAGCCUGGAAGUAAAGAUGUUUCGCGUAUGCGUUCAAUUAUACUUCAAAUGAAACAAUAUCCAGUUGCAAUUAAACCUAAAGCAUAGAUUAACUGUAUGUUAAUAAUUGUAAUAAAAUAUAAAUAUGUUGCGCUAAUAUACACUGUGAUUCUAA